Molecule: messenger RNA, 6771 nt
Organism: Paralichthys olivaceus (Japanese flounder)
Lineage: Eukaryota; Metazoa; Chordata; Actinopteri; Pleuronectiformes; Paralichthyidae
Source: RefSeq, a predicted model, not a curated record
UUUUUUUUUUUUUUUUUUUUGGACACACACAUGUGGGUGAUUUAUGUGUUUUUAUCGCUUCUCUGUUAAUACGAGCACCGUCUAAACAGCUAAAUGAUCCACGGGACAAAUCCCCCGGUGAAGACAUCAAAACAAGCGGGGAUUUGAGCUCUUAUAGCGGGGAAUAAGCCGAUAAGUCUAAAACACACUCAACUGUAUUAAUUCCGUGCUUCGAUCGGUCCAGAUGAAGAUGAGGGAUCGCAGGGCGCAGUUGAACCGGGACUCAGCCGCAGCACGCAGGGACCACGGGGCCGUUUUACCGUGAACACAGACACAUUCACCGGGGACCAGAAAGUCUUUCUGCUGGUCAGGAAUCCACCACACCACCACCACCACCACCACCUCCUCCAUCUUCAUCUGCAUCCUCCUCUUCAUCUUGCCGGGUGUUGGACGCCGGAGCCUGGGAACUCACAGCACGGGGAGGGGGAGCUUGUGACAGCGGUGAACUCUCGGAUCUUCUGGGAGGGGGGGAGAAAGCUCGGAGCUGCCGGUGCUGAAUCCCGGUCCCUCUCCACCUGGACCUCCUCUUCCCCAAGAGAGUUGCAGAAAGCGAAAGCACCAAAGCGAAUGCGUUCCCCCUCUCUUCUCUCCCGCGGGAUGAAACCGGGAAUUAGCCGCCCCGAUGGCUCCCCGGAGCGUGCGGAGGGACCCGCAGCGGGGAGCCGGCCGGUGAUUACAGGGAGCGGGACGACCCGGAGAGGGAGCCGGUGUCUGCCCGUGUUUCUCCUGCUCCUCCUCGGCAGCUGCUGCCACAUGUUGCACGGCCAAGAGAUGGCCCCCUACCUGCGAGGGGGUGGACCAGGGCAGCAGGUGGUGUUGGAGGGAAACAGGCUGGUGCUGACCUGCCUGGCUGGAGGCAGCUGGCCUCUGCAGUACCGCUGGACUCUCAACAACAGCAACUUCACCGACUGGACACAGCAGUUCAGGCUGUCCGUCUCGUCUCUGAAGAGGACCGACGCCGGCCUGUAUCAGUGCACAGUGAGGAACAGGAUGGGAGCGGUAAUCCACAGGAGAACAGAGGUGCAGGUGGCCUACUUAGGAAGCUUCUCCACAGAGGAGCAGAGAAAGACAGCGACUCAGGGCCGAGCAGCCAUCAUCAGCCCGCCACCCCUCGCUUCUUUCCCCCGACCCCUCGUCACAUGGUUCAAAGACGGACAGAAGAUUAUCCCCAACAACCGAAUAGCACUCACUUUGGACAAUCAGCUGGUCGUCCUGGCAACCACGGCAACGGACGCAGGACGUUACCACGUGGAGGCAGUGAACGAGAUGACGGGGGAGAACGUGACGAGUCCCGCUGUCUACCUGAGCAUCUCAGUUGGAAAGAAGAACCGUGGGUCAACAGAUCCUGAGUCAGAGCUUUUGGCUCCAGCGAUUGUGAUUGGACCUAAAGACACAACAGUGGUGGCCGGGAGUGAGGCUACACUGGAGUGCAUCGCUAAUGCCAGGCCGGUGGACAGUCUCGUGGUGUCGUGGAAACGGGAUGGGCGUCGGCUGACCAGUGGGCGUCGGCUUGUUUUUCCUGCACCCACAUCUUCCGACACCGGGCUAUAUGUUUGUGAAGCGUUGCUUAGUAACAGCUCUGCCAAACCUGCAGAGGCAAGGGCACACCUCACUGUAAUAGAGCCGCCCUCUCUGACUGCCCAGCCCAAGAGGAAGAUCUUUGCUGAGCUUGACAGGAGUGUAGAGAUCCCCUGCCUCGCUACAGGUGUGCCCCAGCCCAGGAUAGAGUGGUAUAAGGACGCAGUGCCUCUUUCCAAACUGGCGAACCCUCGAUACAAAGUCACCGCGGCGACUGGGCUGACGGUGCGCAGGGUGCAGCCUGGAGACGGAGGAAUAUUCCAGUGCUUCGCUCGCAGCGCUGCUGGAGAGACCCAGGCGCACACACAGCUCCUUGUCUCCAGUGUGGCCCCCACAUUUACUUCCCCCCCAACCGACCAAACAGUAACCGACGGCACCACGGCCUUGUUUACCUGCCAGACGAGCGGCGCUCCGAAACCUGCCAUCACCUGGAGGAAAGGAUUGCAGGUCUUAGCCAGCGGCUCAGUGCAGGUUCCCAGGUUCACGCAGCUGCAGUCAGGGGGUUUGCAGAUUCAGCCGGUCAGCUUCCAGGAUUCGGGAGAAUACACCUGCACCGCCUCCAACUCCGAGGGCACCAUCAACACCACGGCUACGCUCACCGUGUGGAGUCGAACACUCAUUUCACUGCCGCCGACAGACAAGCGUGUUAUCAAAGGAACCACUGCUGUCCUCGACUGUAAUGCCACACACGACCCCAGAGUCAACAUCAGCUUCAAGUGGGAUCGUAGCGGUUUGCCGGUCCCUCCGACCAGCGGGGGGCGCGUUUCCGUGCGCCAGGGCUCUCUGACAAUUGGCCAGACGUGGUCAGGUGACAUUGGGGACUACACCUGCACGGUGACAUCACAGGCUGGCAACGAUUCUCGCUCUGCGCGCCUUGAAGUCAUCGAGCUGCCGCACUCCCCCCGCUCCCUGACGGCCCGGCUCAAUGACUCCGACUCCCGCUCGGUCCACCUGUCCUGGCUACGCCCCUUCGAUGGAAACUCCCCUCUUCUGUAUUACCUGCUGGAGCUAUCGGAGAACAACUCCCCAUGGAAGGUGUACCUGUCAGAGGUUGAUCCAGCAGUGUCCGAGGUAUCGGUGGGCGGGCUCACACCUGCCAGGACCUAUCAGUUCAGACUCUGUGCCGUCAAUCAAGUGGGCAGGGGUCAGUACAGCGCUGAGACUCAGAGAUUGAUGCUCAGGGAGGAGGCACCCAGCGCUCCUCCAAAGAACAUUGUGGCCAGUGGGCGUACAAACCAGUCCAUCAUGGUGCAGUGGCAGCCUCCACCAGAACCUCAGCUCAACGGAGUCCUUCGAGGAUAUGUACUCAGGUACCGUCUGGCAGGGCUGCCGGGGGACUACCAGGAGAAGAACAUCAGCAGCCCAGAGACCAACUACUGUCUGCUCAAAGAUCUGAUCAUCUGGACUCAGUACCAGAUCCAGGUGGCCGCCUACACUGGAGCCGGCCUGGGUGUCUACAGCAGCCCUGUCACCGAGUACACUCUGCAGGGAGUUCCCACAGCACCUCCGCAGGAAGUGGAAGUUGUAGCUAUCAACUCGACCACCAUCCGCUUCACGUGGAACCCUCCACCUCAGCAGUUUAUUAAUGGCAUCAACCAGGGAUACAAGCUGCUGGUGUGGCCCGAGCAGUCGCCAGAGGACGUCAUUGUCGUGACCAUCACGCCGGACUACCCAGGUUCACGCCACACGGGAUUAGUCAGCGGGCUUAAGAAAUUCACCUGGUACUUCGGCGCCACCCUCUGCUUCACAACACCUGGAGACGGCCCCCGCAGCCCGCCCACCCUGCUGCAGACGCACGAGGACAAACCUGGACCUGUUCGUCAUCUGAGCUUCACUGAAAUCCUAGACACGUCCCUCAGAGUCAGCUGGGCCGAGCCCGAGGACAGGAACGGCAUUAUUAUUGGCUACGUGUUGUGGUGGGAAGUGUCUGAUAUAGAGUCGAGUCGCGAGGAACGCUCUCUCUCCAACUCCACCCUGCGGUACCAGCUGACCGGCCUCACCUCCACCACCGCAUACUCACUACAGGUGGCGGCGCUCACUGCCGCAGGAAGGGGCGUGGUCACCUCCUCCACCAUCUCCACCGGAGUCCCACCAGAACUUCCUGGAGCUCCGUCCAACUUAGUCAUCUCCAACAUCAGCCCUCGCACGGCAACACUUCGCUUCCGCCCCGGUCCUGACGGCAAGACGGCGAUAUCUCGAUGGAUUGUCGAAGGACAGGUAGUGAAGGAGGAUGGAAAAGGGGAAGCGUGGGGAGUCGUCUACCAGAAAGACAACCAGCCGGAUGCAGACACACUGGAGAUUCCCGACCUCGCUCCGUUCACUCAGUACAGGUUCAGGAUGCGUCAGGUGAACAUUGUGGGAGCCAGUCCCAUGAGCGCCCCCUCCAGGCUGAUUCAGACCUUGCAGGCAGCACCUGACACGCACCCCUCCAACCUCACCCUGCUGUCUGCUACACAGUCCAGUCUGCGCUUCAGCUGGAUGCCUCUUCCUGAGUCUGAGUACAACAGCAGCCCAGAGACUGUGGGCUACCGGCUGCGCGUGUGGAGGACGGACGGGCAGGGGGAGGACAGAAUGGACGAUGCGGAGGGAGCAGGGGAGACUGCUGAGGCCACAAUAGAGGGCUUGAAUCCCUGGACCCAGUACCAGGUUCAGAUACAGGCCUACAACUCCAUAGGACCUGGACCCUGGAGUAACACCAUCGCUGCACAGACAGCAGAAUCUGUUCCAUCUGGAUCUCCGAGGAAUGUUAGUGCUGAGGCAGUGAGUUCCACCCAGAUCCUACUCAAAUGGUCUCCUCUCCCUCGGGCUCAGAAAAAUGGAGUCAUACUUGGAUAUAAGGUGUUCUACAGCGAGAAGGACUCUGACGUCCCCCCUGGUGUUCAGGCGACAGAAGGCGAAGGCAACGUGUCGCUGCUCCUCAGGCUUCUCCAGCGAUACACGGUGUACGUGCUGCAGGUUCUGGCCUACACACAGAUCGGCGACGGCCCUCUCAGCAACCCCAUACUGCUCCGAACCAAAGAAGACGUCCCAGGUCCCCCUGUCAGGAUGGUGUUUCCAGAGGUUCGGUUGUCAUCAGUUAGGGUGGUUUGGCAGCCGCCCACAAACCCCAACGGCAUCAUAUUAGGCUACCAGAUCUCCUACUGCCUCGACAGCAGGGAGCCUCUGCGCUGGACCACAGUGGAGGUGGGCUCCAACGCUCGCCAGUUCACCGUCACCGGACUCUCCUCGGAGCAGACCUACGUGUUCCGACUCACUGCUCGCACCGCAGUGGGCUGGGGCAAAGAACAGGAGGCCCUGGUUGUUACCACCGAACGUAGAGAGCGGCCCCAGCCACCGAGGAAAUUGUACGUUCCUCAGGACAGCGUGGAAUCUCGCCGCCUCCAUCUCCACUGGGUGACUGGAGGCUCGGGCUCUUCUCCCCUGAGGUACUUCACUGUGCAGCUCAAACAGCUGCCCAGUGGGGACUGGAACACACACAUCGCUGACAUCCCACACAACGUGACCGCCUGGAGCAUUGACAGGUUGAAGCCCUUCACAUCAUACAAGUUUCGGAUGCUGGCCACCAACGAUGUAGGGGACAGUGUCCUCAGCAAAGACACCGAGGCUGUUACAACCCUGCAGGACGUGCCCGAUGAGCCUCCAGUGAUCCUCGCGGUGAAGCCAACAACCACUACCUCAGUCCUGGUGCAGUGGAAGCAUCCCGGUGACGACGGCAUUAACGGAGUGUUGACUGGAUAUCGGCUGUACUAUAGAGAGCUUCCAGUAAACAGCUCGGCUUCCGCUGAAGCAGAAGUCCAGACCACAAAAAACACCAACACAAGUUCCCUCAUUACAACCAAAAGCACCUUCAAGACCGUCAGCAGCGCCUCGCUGACGGAGUUUGAGUUGACACAGCUAAAGAAAUUCAAACGUUACCAGAUUGUUAUGACAAGCUACAACAUCAUCGGAGAGAGUCCACCCUCCGCCCCUGUUGAGGUGUCUGUUGGAGAGGCAGCAAGAUUACGCAAAAACUACAAGACGAAUGACCACGUAGCUCGUCAGAAGGAUGCAUUGUGGGUCAGGAAGGAACUUUUGGUGCAGAUCCAGGAAUUAUUCAUCCCUGUCUUUGAGAUUAUCCACUACUGGGAGAGGGACAAGCAGAACCAGAGCGAGAAGGUGAAGGUGAUUUUUGUCCCAGACACACGUGUGCAUCUCACCAACCUGACCAGCUACACUCCGUACAUGGUCACCCUGACGGCCUUCAACACGGCUGGAGACGGACCGCCCAGUGACCCCCGCGGGGCUCGGACCCUGCAGUCUGCUCCCAGCCAGCCCAGCUACCUGUCCUUCUCCGAGGUGACGGGAGGAAGUGUCAACGCGUCCUGGGGAGCUCCUCUCACUCCUAAUGGACAGCUGGAGGGCUACAGGGUCGUCUACCAGCCCACAGCUCCUGUACAAGGGGUGAGUAAAGUUGUGACGGUCGAUGUGAAAGGCAGCUGGCAGCGAUGGCUGAAGGUUCGUGACCUGGUCAAAGGAGCAACGUACACGUUCAGCGUUCAGGCGCUCACUGUCAGCCACGGACCCCCCAUCCAGGCAAACAUCACUGCUCAGCCUGUGCAAGGCACUCCUGGGUCUCCUGUGGAAAUGUCCAUCACAAAGACGUCCUCUGAUCUAAACAUCCACUGGUCAGAGGGAGACAUCGGCGCGGCGCCCAUCACCGGAUACGUUAUCGAGGCUCGACCCUCAGAUGAGGGGGUGUGGGACUCCUUCAUCAGACCCCUCCCUCCCAGCAGCAGGACUGUGUCGGUACAGAUGGAGCGCCUGAGGUCGGGGAUCAGCUACGAGUUCAGAGUCAUCGCUGUUAAUCGCUAUGGUUACGGCCAGCCGAGUACACCCUCUGCUGCUCUCGCUGCUCUGUCGGAGCGUCCGUUCUAUGAAGAGUGGUGGUUCCUGCUGGUAAUGGCUCUGGUGGGACUCAUCCUCAUUCUGGUCUUGGUGUUCACGCUGCUGCUGCACGGACACAGCACCAAGUACAAGGCCUGUGGCACAGGGAAGCACGUGUCCACAGCCGAGGAGUCGGUGACUCUGGACAACGGGGGAUUCACAGCUCUGGAGCUCAACAGCAGAACGCUCAACACCAAGAACUCCUUCCUGAAAAAGAACGGCACCAGGUAA